Molecule: messenger RNA, 756 nt
Organism: Fonsecaea multimorphosa CBS 102226
Lineage: Eukaryota; Fungi; Ascomycota; Eurotiomycetes; Chaetothyriales; Herpotrichiellaceae
Exons: 2
Coding region: 1-756 (251 amino acids)
Source: RefSeq, a predicted model, not a curated record
AUGGGUCGAGAAAUUACUCUUACAUUCGUCAAAAACGGGUGCAGAAAGCUACUUCUAGUCGACAUAUCUGUGAAGGGACUUGAAAAAACCGCAGAACUGGUCAAGGAUCUGAAUCCUCAAGCGAAGACCAAGUUGCAGGUCACGGACGUCUCGAGCUCUCAAGAUGUACAAAAUAUGGUAGCAGCAUGCGUCGAAACAUUCGGAAGAAUUGACUUUGCCUGUAAUAAUGCUGGUCUGGGGUUAGGAGGUGUGAAGACGGCCGAAAUGACUUCAGACUUCUUCGAUAAACUGUGUAAUGUAAACGAAAAGGGAGUUUAUUUGUGCGAAAAAUAUGAGAUCAGUCAGAUGAUCAAGCAAACGCCGCUCGUUGAGGCGGGCGACAAUCGUCAUGUUCGUGGCAGCAUCGUGAACACGGCCUCAUUGUGUGGCACGGCUGCGCUGCCGGAACUGAGCGCGUACAAUGCCUCGAAGCAUGCCGUCGUCGUCAUGUCUAGGGUGGAUGCUCGUCAAUAUGCACCUCAACUCAUUCGCGUUAACACGGUCAGCCCCGGGUUUGUCAUGACCCCAAUGAUGACUUCAGCUGGACUCAGUGAGGAAUACUUGAGCUCAAUCAAGGCGCAGAGUCCCAUGGGCCGGCUUACUGAGGCAGUUGAGGUGGCGGAGGCAGUGGUCUGGCUAUCUUCAGGUCGAGCAUCAGGGCUGACGGGAAUCAACAUGCAGGUAGACGCUGGGGCCAGUCUGUUCCAUGUCGUCUAA